Messenger RNA from Podarcis lilfordi (Lilford's wall lizard), 9054 nucleotides. Lineage: Eukaryota; Metazoa; Chordata; Lepidosauria; Squamata; Lacertidae. The record is from the annotation of a GenBank genome assembly.
UCCCUCUGCUUGGAUCCAGUAGCACCUUUGGCCUCCCAGGAAAAAGCACCUCCUGAGUGUCCGUCUGCCUGGAAGAGGCCUGGGAAGAGGCAAAGAUCCGAUCUCCUCUCCCAGGUACUGGGCACGCCACAUGGGGGAAUGGGAAGUAGUGUGCUGUGGGGUGUUUUCUCCCCCCAGGGAAAUUCUGGGGCUGCCUCUGAUGUUUGGGAAAUGUUGGGUCUAUUGGGGUGGGCAUUUAUGUAUUUAUUUCGGAGAGCAGAGACCCACAGGCAAGGACGGAACAGGAUCCAGCCCACAUUCGAUUCCUCCUUUAAGAAAUCCACGCCAAACUUCCAGACUGUUGCUGUUUCCACGCAGGAUUCAAGCUCAUCCCAGCAAAUUCAGGUGGAGGGAUUCUAGGGCGGUUUGGGGACGGGUGGGGUUCUUGCACAACCAUUUCACUUCCCUGGAAAGAUUGGACUGUUUUUGCAAGGAGGAAGGAAAGGGAUCGGGCGUGACAGGCUGGGAAGGGUGCGAUAACUCUGCUGGGAUAGUGCUGUCGUCGGCAGUGCAGGGGACACUUCACCUCGGGGUCACGGGUUCGAGCCCCAUGUUGGGCCGAAAGUUCCUGCAUUUUAGGGGGUUGGGCUAGAUGACCCCCCUUCCAACUCCACAAUUCUGUGGCAGCACCUAACCUUUGGAACUCCCUGCCUGUUGAUACCUUUUCACCAUCCUCUUUUUGGCUAAGCCUGCUAAAACUACUUUUCUUCAGACAAGACUACCCAGCUGUUUAGAAAGUUGAGGCAAGUCUGAAUCUCUUUUCAGUCUACUGUUAUUUUAACUUUACGAAAGCUUUAAAUUAUUGUUGUUGCUGUUAAUUUUUCUGAUUUAUAAUGCUAUUGGUUUUUUCCAGUAUUUUUAAAAUAAUCUUUGUAUUUGAUUUUCAAAUAUAUAUGAAUAAAUGUACAUACAUACAUCAAAAAGCAGUACAAAAUCCAAAUAUCGAGAUUACUCUGAAUCUCCUGACUCCCCCCCCCUUCCAUUCCCUCCAUCGGUCCUUUUGAUUCUAUUUUCAACUGCUUAUCAAUACUUCUCCAAUUUUUCAUCUUCCUAAGUUAUCUAUACAUUCUGUUACAUUACAAGUGUAUUUAAAAUCCUGUUAAUGUUUUGACCUGUUUACAAUUAUUUUGUAUAUACAUUAUAAACAUUUCCCAUUCUUUUAAAAAAAUUUCUUGUCUUCUUGAUUCCCAGUUAAUUUUGCCAUUUCGGCACUGUCCAUCAACUUGAUGUUAUCGUUUUAGCUCUUUUGUAAACUGCUCUGAGGGUCCCCCCCCCAAUAAACUGAUAGGUAACUAUUAAGAAAUAAAUAAGUAACUCUUGUUUUGCUGCAACGUCCCCACAAGCAAAUCAGGAUGAAUUGCUCAAUAAGCUGGUGAUUAGAGCCCUGAGCCAGAAUGUGGACCUCUUGUUCUGCCAUUGAGCCCCCAAAAGAAAUAUUCUAGUCAUCGUGUUUCUGCAUAAUGGUCACUUUCCCCCAAAAAAGAAAUAGGAAGCUGCCCCAGAGUGAGUCAGAGUGUUGGGUCUGUCUAGCCCCAUAUUGUUCGCACUGACUGGCAGAAGCUCUCCAGGGUUUCAGGCAGCUGUGCAGACUUGGAGAUGUGGAGCCUUCUGCAUGCAAAGCAGAUACUCCUAGCAAGAAAUAUUCUAGUCCUCGUGAAGGUCAGUUCCAUCCCUUUAUUGUUAGACUUCCCUGGGCGGGGAUCGUUUUAUUCUGUUGUAUUUUGUAUUAAUCUUGUUUUUUAAGUUGUAUUUCAAUCAAUUGUUUUAUAUCUGGUGUUAGCCGCCCUGAGCCCGGUCUUGGCUGGGGAGGGUGGGGUAUAAAUAAAAUUAUUAUUAUUAUUAUUAUUAUUAUUAUUAUUAUUAUUGACUUACUGAGAUGCCCUCAGCGAUGCUUAAAUGUGCAUUUGCAGCCGUUAGAGGGAACUGCGAAGCCUUUUCGACACAUGGUUUAACUCUGGAAAGGCAGUUCACAAGGAAAUGUGGAAGAGUCUGCUCCAAUUGGUGCAAGAUUCCUGGUGACUCUCGAGGAACCUUGCGAUAGAAAGCAUCUCUUUGCAUGUAUUCUUCUCCAGCCCCCAACCCACCCACCUUCCGUUACAGCUUCUCCUCCAUCUGCUGACCCUAACCACGUCUCCAUGGAUCUGAAACACGUCCCUGACCCACGAGAGCAGGGCUGGUAUUUGGGGCUGAUGGCCCCCAACGUCAAAGGCCCCAGCUUCGCCUGGCUGGACCCCUCCCGCCUCUACUGCCACCCCCAGGUAUCUGAUGGACCGCAGGAUAGCUCAGUCAGUAGAGCAGGAGACUCUUAAUCUCAGGGUUGCAGGUUUGAGCCCCGCAUUGUGCUGUGGGGUUGGACUAGAUGACCCACAGGUCCCUUUCCAACUCUACAGAUUCUGUGAUAAGGAGUUGAGGCGGUGCAUUACAGUGGGGAGUGGGAGUGAAUGGACAGAAGUAGCUUUUUGUAAGGUGAGAGCCUGGUGUGGAACCGGGCUUUUCUCAGGUGGGAGAUAGGAGAAGAUAAGAGGCAGUGCGGUGUAGUGGUUAGAGCGUUAUCCUGGGACGGACCAGGGGUCAAAUCCCCACUCAGCCAUGAAACUCUCCCUGGGUGUGACCCUCAGCCUAACCUACCUCACAGGGCUGUGCUGUUGUCAGGGCCGGGUUAACCAUUAAACAAAAUAAGCCUGUGCUUAGGGCAGGGGUAGGCAAACUAAGGCCUGGGGGCUGGAUCUGGCCCAAUCACCUUCUCAAUCCGGCCUGCAGACGGUCCAGGAAUCAGCAUGUUUUUACAUGAGUAGAAAGUGCCCUUUUAUUUAAAAUGCAUCUCUGGGUUAUUUGUGGGGCAUAGGAAUUCGUUCAUUAUUCUUUUUUCCAAAAUAUAGUCCGGCCCCCCACAAGGUCUGAGGGACAGUGGACCAGCCCACGGCUGAAAAAGGUUGCUGGCCCCUGGCUUAGGGCAUCAAGGGAAAGCAGGCAGUGGAGAAAUUCCCAUUGCUAGAUUUACCAUGGAGCUGCUGGGGAAAAAAGGCUCCCAGAAUAAAUGAAAAAAUUACAUACACACAUUAACAACAACAAAAUAGUACCGUAAAAGUAGAGAUGUCCUGCCAUCUUUAUUUAUUUAUUAAAUUCAUAUUACACGUUAGUUACCGUACAAUUUCAGCACUGUACAUAACAUAUAUUAAAUAUACGGAUUCCCCACAUCUAACCCUGUACCCCAUUCACCUUUUAUCCAAAUAUCCAUGUGAUUUCCCUCACCCACUUGCACGAUGUCCUUCUCGCUACAUUAAAACUCUGUUGUUGUGUUCAUAUUUAUUCAUCACAUUAAUCAAUCCUCUGUUCUAGAAUCAUUGCAUCUUAGCUUAAUGAACUCAAUCAGUACUUAUCCAAAGAUUUACACUACCAUUCCUUUCUUAAUUCUUGUUUUGAUCGCAUUCUAACUGACGCUGUCAUCUUGGCUUGUUCAAUAUAUUCGCAGAAUUUAAUUUGCCACUCUGACAUUGAGGGAGUCUCCUCGCUCUUCCAGUUUUUGGCCACAAGUACUCUUGCGGCCGCUGUUGCGUAUAAAAAGACUCCGACCUCAUCUUUAGGGAUAUAGUAAUAAUAGAGAUUAAUGAUACACAUUGAUAUUGGGAAUACACAGAAUUACAAUGGCAGCUGGAAGCUUCCAUUAGAAGGGAAGCCUUGUGACCUCCUUGACUCUUCCCCAGUCACUCUCCUUUCCUCUCUGAUCUCGCCAGGCCUUGCAGGACUGCGUGGAAGAUCUCCUGCAAACCUUUCAGGGCGACCCCAUCGACCUGGUUGCCGGCAUUGACGCAAUGGGCUUCAUCCUAGGUGAGUCGGGGGCUCGGCUUGGCCGGAGAGCAAAGAGCAACGCAGAAGCGAUCCAAGGGAUAGAGAUGCAGUGGAGAGUUCAGCUGUGGAACUCCCUGCCACAGGGAUGGCCACUGACCUGGAUUGCUUUAAAAGUGCAUUGGGCAAAGCCACGGAGGAGGAGGAGAGGCUCCUAUCGAUGGCUCCUAGCCGCAAUGGCUGCGCUCUGCCUCCACAGUCAAAGGGAAUAAUGCUUCUGAAAAUCAGUUGCUGGAAACUACAGGAGGAGAGAGGACUCCUGGAACCAAUAACUAACUUAGUUGGUCUCUAAGGUGCUACUGGAAGGAAUUUUUAAAUUUUAUUAUUUCAUUUUGCAUUCUCAAUAUGAUGGCAAAGGACGCUGGAAUAUUUUCCAAGCAGGGUUGAAUCCUGGGGAUAAGUUUGGUGAAAACAAAAUGAAUCGAUUUGGGGCUGGGGUUAGGGAGGGCAUGGCGUGGCAACUCACGAUUCAUGGGGGCACCCCUUUGCCCUUCUCAUCUCGCCCUCAGGCGCUGCCAUCGCCCACACCCUCCAGAAGGGCUUUUUGGCCAUACGCAAAGCUGGGCACCUGUGCGUGAAAACUCUCUCGAAGCCUUACAAGGACUACCAGGCUCGUGAGAAGGUGAUGGAGAUGCGGGCUGACGCCAUCUCGCCAGGUGAGCAGAGAUAAUAAUAAUAAUUUUAUUAUUUAUAUCCCCACCCAUCUGGCUGGGUUUCCCCAGUCACUCUGGGCGGCUUCCAGUACAUAUAAAAACAUAAUUCAACGUCAAACAUUUAAAACUUCCUGAAAUAAUAAGAAUAAGAAUUUCCCCUUGUUCAGUUCUCCCUCCCCAAAGGAACUGAUGUCUACACACGCAGAGACAGGGUCAGGGCUGGGUACCCAUCACCACUAACCAUUGAGCUUUCUGGCCACUGGAAUUGACAGGAGCGGGGGUCCAUCUACGCCCUCCUCCAUCAGAGGCAGUAAAUGCCUUUGCGGGCGCAGGAGGGAAGAGUUUUGCAGUUGCCCUGAGUUCCUGCCUGUGGGCAGGAUCUUCUGCUGCACUUAUAAAUACAAAUUAAUGGAGGUGAAUGCUAAAAAUGGCUAAUAAGUAGGUUUUAUCUCCCCUGUCAGAGGCGGAAACCCCUCUGGAUACCAGUUGCUAGAAACUGCAGGUUGGCCCCUGUGAGAACAGGAGGCUGGACUGAUCCAUCCGGAUUCUUCUUAUGGAGGUCUAUUGUGAUUGCAGAACCUCCAUGUCUAGCAGCAGUCUACCUGUGAAUACAGGCACUGGAGAACUGUGCUCAGGACCAGCUUGUGGGCUUCCCAUUGGGCAGGGUUGCCAUAUUUCUAGAAGUAAAAACUCAGGAUGCAAAAGAUGUUUUUUCAGCAAACGCAAAGUAUCGGAGCUUUUUCUGGGAAAUGAAACUCAAAAGUUGUUGGCAAUCAACCUCAAAAUCCCGGAUGUUUUGCCGGUUUCCCAAAAUUUCCCCAAGAUGCUCUUUUUGCCAUGUGGCAACCCUACGCUUGGGCCCCCUUGGGCCUGAUCCAGCACUGAGGUUUCCUAGCUAUUGCUCCAGAUCCACAUAUAUUUUUUUAACCUCUCAGGUAAGGAACGGGGUGGGGCGGAACUUGGCACACUAACCCCACCUUGCCCUCUGCCCCCUUUCUGACCAGGCCUUCGCAUCUUGCUGGUGGACCAGUGGGUCGAGACCGGGGGGACGAUGCGGAGUGCCAUCCGCCUGGUGGAGGAACAAGGCGGCCUAGUGGCAGGUGGGUCGGUGAGCAGGCGGCCGGGCUCGGCCCCCUUGGCAUUCCUAGCAGCGAUAGAGGUUGGUGGAGCCUCCAGCUGCAGGAGCAGUCUACCCUGGCUCUGAAGCUGUCGGUGAUCGCUGCCUUUCCCCCAACCUUGCCUGCAGGCAUCGCCGCCAUCUGCGUGGAGGACAGCGAGGGCGGGCUCUGGCUGAAAGACCACUACAAGUGGGCGCAUUGUGUGCCCCCCAAACUGAUGCCCCAGUUCAACGCUCACCAGCUGGACUCCUUCCAGGCCUUCAACCCCAACCAAGGACCGCAGUAGGGAGGAAGGCGCACAGGUAUAUGCACGGCCCCCAAGGCGUCCCGCAGAGGCCCGUGGCGUCCCAAUAGUGGCAAACUCCGCCUGCUUCCCGGGCCAUUAACCUCCGGGAUCUUGCAAGCUCAUAACUCCAGACCAGUUUGGGAAUCUUGCCUGCGUGCCUUCCAGCUUAUCUGGCACUCCAUCAGAAAAAAUGUUCCUUCUCCGUGUUCUUCUGCCCCAGUGUAGUUAAUAAACCACCCGCUGAAUCGGUGAAACUUAGAAUCCGAGUUCGGAGGGACCCCAAGGGUCAUCCAUCCCAACCCACUGUAAUCGCGGCUAAACUUUGAUAGCGUUGAUGUACGAAGUGCUCCACGUUGCAUUAAAAAAACAAACACUGAGGUCUUGGGUGGAGGACCUGAGGUGCAGAGAGGAGAGGGGAAUGUUGUGGGGAGAGGAGGGUGUUAUGGAAUUGUAGCGCUGGAAGGGACACCAAGGGUCAUCUAGUCCAACCCCCUGCAUGGUCCUGGGGCCACACAGAGAUGCCUGGAGGACCACAGUUCUCCCUCCUAGCAGCGAAACAUGAAAUUAAGUAUUGGACAAUAUGGUGGGGUUGUGCCCAGCCAAGUUCUACCCAAAGACACACUGGACCUAAGUUAGUCACACCUGUUCUCGUUGGAAGGUUCAGGAGUGGUUCAGCCCUUUCACACAGCACAGGGUUAGACUGUGGAACUCCCUGCCACAGGAGGCAGGCAUGGCCACCAAACUAGAUGGCUUCCAAAGAAGAUUGGACAAAUUCAUGGAGGAGGAGAGGGCUUUCGAUGGCUACUGGAGGCAGCAAUUCUUCUGAAACCAGGGGAGGGGAGAGUGCUGCUCUUGGGUUCGAAUCUCGCUUGUUGGUUUCCCUUUGAGGCAUCUGGUUGGCCACUGUGGGAACAGGAUGCUGGGCUAGAUGGGCCCCUGGCCUGAUCCAGUGGACUCCACUGACGUCCCUAAGGAACCUCCAGGUUCAGAGGUAGUCUAUCUUGAUUGGUAGGUUCCUAGGGGGCAUUUGGCUGCUGUGAGACUCCAUCACAUUCCUUGGGGCCCAAGCACUCUUUGCCCCAGGGCCUGCCCUUGGCCCCCAGGAAGUCCCCCACAAGGAAAUGUGCCCCCCAGGCUGAAAUGACACCCCGCUGCUGGCCAACCCCAUCAACGCACAUUCAAGGCAACAGUUAGAAAAAGCACAACAUUUCAACUUUUAUUAUGACCGAAUGCGAUUCGUACCGAGAGACCAGAGGUGCGUUGGUUAAUGAUUGCUGUCUGAAAUAGGGUUUUUUGGGGGGGGGGGACAAGGGGGUCUUUGUGCCCAAUGGGGUGGGACAUGUCUCAUGACACCAGAACCAGGGCACUAUCUUACAUGUCCUGGCACAGGAAUUGAUGUCACCAACAGGAAACGGUUGUGGCGAAGGAACCCAUGGAAUGUAGAAAUGAAUGUAGAAACGUCAGAUUAUUCUCUUCCAGGGCUGCCCCACAAGAAGCCAAGAGGGCAGAAAUAUUUGGGGGUGGGAGAGCUCUGGGGGCAGAAAAACAGAUCAGCUUCACCCAGGGAAGAGGAUCAAUUGUAGAGUUGGAAGGGAGCUCCAUGAGACAUCUAGUCUAACCCUUUCCAAUGCAGGAAUGACAUACUGCUCAGUGGUUAGAGCACCUGCUUUCUGCAUGGAAAACGAUCCCAGGCUCAGUCCGCAGCAGCAAGCCCAGGUGGGGCAGGGGGGGUCUUCUGCCUCAAAUCCCAGAGAGCCACUGCUACCGGUCAGUGCAGACAAUUCUGAGCUAGAUGGAGCGAUGGCUCGACUUAGUACAAAGCAGCUUGUGAUGGUCCUAUAUAUGAGGCAAUCUGUUCUUUUCUUUUAAAAAAAAUCAUUAAAAAACAGCAACACUUUUCUUUGGUAUAGAAAUAAGUUCAGUGCAAAUGUUCAGGCCGGUGAAAUUCCUUCCCCCAACUUGCGUCACUGGCAACAUUUCGCUCUCCGACGCUUCUCGGUCAGGUAAAGGUCCCGCUCGUCGCUGUGGAUCCCUGAAAGAGGCAGAGCGAAAAAUCCUGGAAAACCUCAGCCUCUAUGAGCAAAACAAGUUUCUAGUCCUUGUGAAGGUACAGGCAAAAUGUGCAGGAUAAAAACAAAACAAAUGCACAAGCUCUAAGCUUUGCAACAAACCCUGAAAACUAACCCAUCUUUACCAAUUAUUUAAUAAAAAAUAAAAAAAUACCUGCCGAUGUGCAGUGCAAAUAAACUUUGCGGCAAAUCACACAAUUUUGCUUGGCUUGCAGAACUGUGGAUCGCUGGGAAGAGGCAGCCGUAACCUUGGCGACACGGAGCCCGCCCCCAUCCCAUUCUCAUUGGCUAAACUCUGCCUGUCACCAUCCAUCAGCAGAGUUGUGUAUUGAAAUACCACAAAACAGGGAAGCUUCCCAAGAAUCCUCAGUCUCUAUGAAGCAAACAAGUUUCUAGUCCUUAUGAAGAUGCAGUGAGAAACAUGGUGGGCCGUGCCAGAGAGGGGACUUGAGAGGUAUUGCUAUUAUCUUAAUGAUUAGCUUAUAGAUCUUUUCAGUUUUUUAUAUCCUGUCUGUGUUGUUUUGCUUUGUGUAAGCUGCCUUGAGUUCCUGCUUGGGGAAAAAGCAGGAUACAAAGAAAUACACUAAAAAUUAAAACAUUAUUAUUUAACAAGCUUAGAAGCUGCUUUAUAGCACGGAGCCCUCAAAGAUUAAAAAACAGCAGCAGCAGCACAGCACAGCAGCUCUAAAAACAGAAUAACUUCAAUGAACCAAAAAAAGCACAGCAGAAGCACCUCUACAAAUUAUAUUUGAGCACAGUAAAUUUUGCAAAUCUAAUUAUCAUUAGAUUUAUUUAUUUUCCCCUGGACUGCGGCUCAAGGCAGCUCAGACAAAUUAAAGCAAGGCAGACAAAAUGCAAAAACAGAACCAAAACAGAAUGAACCAAUCUAUUAAAACGCAGGGAACGAAAACAAGACGGGCAGUGCAAGGACUUUUGCAACAGUCGGUGGAGAUCUGCUCUGCUUGCAGAACUUUUGCUGGCGGAAGGAUGUGGCUUUUUCCCAGGGCAGAAUUUAUACCGAAAUUCUGCACCAUGCUUUGGGG